Messenger RNA from Aspergillus bombycis, 882 nucleotides. RefSeq lists its product as uncharacterized. Gene Ontology annotation, molecular function: serine-type peptidase activity. Lineage: Eukaryota; Fungi; Ascomycota; Eurotiomycetes; Eurotiales; Aspergillaceae. The record is from RefSeq and is a predicted model, not a curated record. Gene Ontology annotation, biological process: proteolysis. The transcript has 2 exons. The coding region runs from base 1 to 882 and encodes 293 amino acids.
AUGCUGGGCAACUCACGUAUGGUCUCCAUCCCCCAAAUCGAGCACUGCCUAUCCCGGAACUGGAUCGUAGUGGUGCCCAACCACCGUCUCUGCCCCGGGGUGAAUAUCCUGGAAGGCCCGGUAGAGGAUUGUCGGGAUCUCCUGGCGUGGGUGUAUGAUGGUAGUCUGGAAGGGUUUUUACGUGACCAGGGGGUUGAAACGAUGAGAGUUGAUACAGAGAAGGUUAUGGCAUUCGGGACGAGUAGUGGAGGGUUUUUGGCGUUGAGUUUGAUAUCUGUAUUGAGUCCAUAUGCUGAUGAGGAACCGAUGAAGGGCUACAACGUUCCCAAGCCACCGAAAGCCAUUCUCGAUUUCUACGGUGCUGUCCAUUUCACGCACCCCUUCUGGACCGCGCCCCUUCCUCACGUGGCUGAGAAGUUGCCCCCAGGUCUGUCCCCGGAGUUCAUUGGCAGAGUGUACGAGGAGCAUCCGGUCCCCACGGAUAGUUCUAUCUCGCUCGAGGGCCAGACGGAGUCUGGACGGGCUAAGGGGCCGGACUUUUCGCGGCCGCGGGAUGCGUUUGCGUUUAUGCAGAUUGCGAACGGGCGGGUGUUGAGUGCUUGUUUCCCUGGGCGGGAUGUGAGGGAGAUUGAUCCUGUGUGCUGCGUUCGGGAGGGGUUUCCUGCUACGUGUGUUGUGCAUGGGCUUGAGGAUCGGAUGGUUCCGAUUUGUCUAAGUAGGGAGUUGGUGAGAGUUCUUGAGGAGAAAGGGGUGGAGUGUGAAAUGGUGGAGGUUCCAGGGGAGGACCAUACGUUUGCGAUGGGGAUGGAGGUUGGGUCGAGGACUUGGGAGAUGCAGAGAAAGGGGUUUGAUUUCUUGGAGAGGAUUAUCGGUCGAGAGUAA